AUGACGAUGGACAGUCCCCGCCGCAGCCCCGAUCAUUCAUUGAGCUCGAGUCGCCGCCGUGUCCACCUCCACCGUCGUCGCUCUCUGUCGCCACGCGAGCAACACCAACACCGGCCAGCCGAUGAUGAUCGACGGCAGGGACGACGGCCCUACUACCCCGCCGCCGAGGCGUGGCCGAGGGGGUCGGCGGUGGCGACGAAGGUGAGCCUGCGCGGCUUCGACGACCGCCUCUCGGCGCGCGACCUCGCCGACCACCUGGAGUCCGUGGCGGGCACGGUCUGGCGCUGCCGGGUCAAGACCUCCGUGACGCCGACCGGCUCCUACCCUGACUUCCAGCUCCGGCUACCCCUCCCCGGCGCAGCCGCCGCGGCGGCGUCGCCUUACGACGAUGGCAUGCUGCCCGCGCACGCCUUCGUCCACUUCGCGGACCCCAGGGCCCGGAGCCGCGCCGCCAGGUCCGGCCUCCAGCUCUGCAGCCGCGGCAGCCGGAGGACGCGUCCCUCCGCUGAGAACACCCACGCCUCCUCCCCCAGCGCGGCCGACCGCCGCCGCCGCGGUAUAGCUAGGCCGAUGCUCUUCCCGGACUCGCGCGUCGAGGUCGGCGACCUCGCGGCGCCCGACACCUUCCUCGCCGCCUGGCGCGGGGCCGACGACCCCGCCUCUGCUUCCGCGGUCGACUUCGUGGUCGACCCGUCCGCCGGCCGCUGCCGGCUGCUGUUCGCCCGCGACGCCGCGUUCGCUUCCCCCGCCGGCGCUGCGGCGGUGCUGUGCUGCGACGUCAAGCUCGAGCUCCCCGUCGGCGACGUCGCGGAGGUCCUGGCGUUCCAGAGCGACGACUCGCUGCUCCUCCGGCUCUCGGCGGCGCCCCUGCUCUACUACCGCACGGCGGGUGACGACGUCCACGGCCCGGUGCCCUUCGACCUUAUCGACGACGACGACGACCCGUGGGUACGGACCACCGACGUCACCCCCGGCGGCGCGAUCGGGCGGUGCUGGGUGUACAGGAUCUCGUUCAAGACGUGGUUCUGGCCGACGAUGAGGGUCGCGUUGGAGUACAUGAAAAUGCAGGGGGUGCUCGUCGAGGUCAUCGACAGCCGGGGGCCGGGGCUCACCGUGCACGACGAGCUGGAGUUCGGGAUGCCAAUGCAGGACAUGUUCUUCAGCCUGCAUCACGCCGAAGGGAUAAGCUUUCCAGUGUUGUACUUGGUUAAUGCGCUGAUGCACAGCGGGAUAGUGAAUCGACACCAGCUGACACCCGAGUUCUUCGGUUUACUGAAGGGAGAAUGUGACGCGGUGAAUAUUGCUGCACUGACAAAGUUGUUUGGAGGAAAAUUUCAACUGUUCGAUGUAUGCCGGAGGCUAAGGAAUGAGCAGGAUUGGGCUGCCAGGAAAUCCAAGCAUCUUCGUCUUCUCAGCAGUGGGAAGAUUGGACCUGAUGACUACAAUGCCGAAGUGCGGAGGCUGGUGAUCACUCCCACCAGGGCAUAUUGUAUGCCACCACAACUGGAGCGCUCUAAUCGUGUCAUCCGGCACUACCAUCAAUUAGCAGACCGGUUCUUGAGGGUAACUUUUAUGGAUGAGGGUAUGCAGCGGCUGAACACCAGUGCGAUGAACUUCUGUGCAGCGCAAAUAGUCAAGGACAUGAUGCCCAACUCGUUCCAGCAGAAGACAACAAUCUACAGGCGUGUCCAAACAAUCCUAACAAAUGGAUUCCACAUGUGUGGCAGGAACUACUCAUUCCUUGCAUUCUCAUCAAACCAGCUUAGGAACAGGUCAGCUUGGUUCUUCGCAGAGGAUGGAACCACAACGACCGCAAGCAUUAGAGAGUGGAUGGGUCAAUUUCCAAGUAAGAAUGUUGCCAAGCAUACAGCUCGAAUGGGGCAGUGCUUCACAUCUACAUAUCCAACGGUGAUGAUACAGCCAGAUGAGAUGGAGUUUCUUGAGGAUGUCAAUCAUAAUGGAUACAAUUUCUCUGACGGAAUUGGCAAGAUUACACCAAAACUUGCUUUGGAAGUUGCCAAGAAGUUGCCGCUGAUGGAUAAUUACGUCCCGUCUGCAUUCCAAAUUAGAUUUGCAGGAUUCAAGGGUGUUGUAGCUGUCUGGCCAGGAGAAAAUGAAGAGGCACGGUGGCUCUCCCUUAGGCCAAGCAUGAAGAAGUUCGAGUCUGCCCACUCUGUGUUUGAAGUGGUGUCCUGGACAAAGUUACAGCCAGCAUUCUUGAACCGUCAGAUUAUAACAUUACUAAGCACCUUGGGUGUCCCGGAUACUGUCUUUCGGCAAAUGCAGAACACAAUGCUUCAUAAUCUCGACAGGAUUUUGACAGACAGUGAUGUUGCAUACGAGGUUGUAAAAACAUGUUGCCCCGAACAUGGAAAUACCGCUGGGCUGAUGCUGAGUGCUGGGUUUGCUCCUGCAAAUGAACCACACCUGCGAGCAAUGCUUUUGGCUAUCUGGUCCUCACAGAUGCAGGGUCUUUUGGAGAAAUCAAGGAUUUGUGUACCCAAGGGAAGGUGGUUGGUGGGCUGUCUUGAUGAAUUUGGGAUCCUUGAGCAAGGACAAUGUUUUAUCCGGGCCUCAACACCAUCCUUCAACAAGCGUUUUGUGAGGCAUAGCUCAAUAUUUUCCUCAGCAAACAAAAAUUCAGAGAUCAUUGUAGGUACAGUUGUGAUGGCAAAGAACCCAUGUCUUCAUCCAGGGGAUGUCCGUAUACUUGAAGCAGUGGAUGUUCCAGAAUUGCAUCACCUUGUUGAUUGUUUGGUCUUCCCCAAGAAAGGUGAGAGACCACACGCCAACGAAGCAUCUGGGAGUGAUCUCGAUGGAGAUGUCUUCUUUGUGACUUGGGAUAAAAAACUUGUACCUCCGGGGAAAAGGAGCUGCACCCCUAUGGACUACUCCCCAACUGAAGCGAAACAACUACAGCGUGAAGUACUUACACAUGAUAUCAUUGAUUUUUACUUGGAGAACCUGGUAACUGACAACCUUGGUCGGAUAAGCAAUGCUCAUGUUGUUCAUGCUGACCGUAGCGAGUAUGGAGCAAUGGAUGACAACUGCAUUCAGUUGGCCGAACUAGCAGCCACUGCUGUGGAUUCCCUGAAGACAGGGGAAAUUGUGACAAUGCCAACUUACCUUCGACCAACAGAAUAUCCUGACUUCAUGGGAAAAGAAGAUGCCAUCUCCUAUAAAUCAACUAAGAUCCUUGGAGAGCUUUAUCGGUCAAUUAAAGCAGCCUAUGGCAGUGAUUUUGUUUCAGAGGGUACCUGCACUUCAGAUGAUCUUCCUUAUGACAGCGAUCUGGAAGUUUCUGGGGCAUCGGAUUUCCUCGAGGAUGCUUGGAUAUGCAAGUGCUCGUAUGAAGCGCAGCUGAACUCACUACUUAAUCAGUAUGGCGUGCGCACUGAAGCGGAGCUUGUGACAGGGGAGGCUUGGUCGCUUACAGGAAACAAUAAGCAGCAGCAGUAUGUGACAAAAGAGAUGCUCAGCUACGCAUAUUUCCAACUCCACCUGGAGUUCCGAAGCAUCUUUGAAAGCAUUGAUGAGAUAUCUGUAGAGAAGAAAAAUCUGGCGUACGAGACAAAAGCCUCUGCGUGGUACCAGGUAACCUAUCACCCCAAUUGGAUCCAACGAUCAAGGGAAAUGCCUCUGAGACUCAGCUUCGCGUGGAUCGCUGUGGAUUACUUGGCACGCAUAAAGAUGAGGCGCCGUCAAGAAGCAAAAGUAAAUUGGCAGCCUUACGAAGGAGAGGACGCACUUCCUUCUGCCAUUAGCAUCAUGUGUGCGGCCGACGACGAUCUUUACAGGAUGAAGUGCCCUCUCAUAUGUUUCUAUGCUGUCGAGUACCACCUGCCUGAUCGAGUAGCACGUCAGUUUGGGAUCAGGCAGAUUUGGUCAACACCUGCGAUCUCGACUAGUGUGGAGUUACACAACCUGGAUCGUAAGAAGAAACGGAAGGUAUCUGACUGGCACGCAUUCCACCAGGCCUACAUUGAGGAAUGGGAGCAGUUCGACGACAACUUGGAUGAGAACGAAGAGCCGCAUACAAACAGUGAGUACAGGCAAUACCAGGCUUGGUACCAAGGUGCGACGCGUCACAGGCUGAGGGUACAAUGGACGCAAGAUGACUACGCCGACAUCCACUCGUCCGAUGAUGAAGACAAAGUGUACGACCGAAGUACUCGUGCUGGAAGGCAGGUGGAGACAGGACCAAUCCUGGAUAGGAUGGGUCGUACGCUCCAAAGCUCGGUUAGAGAUAUUGAGCAUUUCCGUCCUAGGGUUACGGACCUGAGACACGAAGUUUUCUAG
Molecule: messenger RNA, 4299 nt
Organism: Setaria italica (foxtail millet)
Lineage: Eukaryota; Viridiplantae; Streptophyta; Magnoliopsida; Poales; Poaceae
Product: probable RNA-dependent RNA polymerase SHL2
Exons: 5
Coding region: 1-4299 (1432 amino acids)
Biological process (GO): siRNA processing
Cellular component (GO): nuclear RNA-directed RNA polymerase complex
Molecular function (GO): RNA-directed RNA polymerase activity
Source: RefSeq, a predicted model, not a curated record